Phycodurus eques (leafy seadragon) is the source of this 2905-nucleotide messenger RNA. RefSeq names its product regulator of G protein signaling 20 (gene rgs20). The record is from RefSeq and is a predicted model, not a curated record. The transcript has 5 exons. NCBI's taxonomy places the organism in Eukaryota, Metazoa, Chordata, Actinopteri, Syngnathiformes, Syngnathidae. Bases 164 to 1018 code for a protein of 284 amino acids.
CCCCAUCUGCCCUGGCUUUUUCUCCCAAACACUCUUCCCUUCAUCAGUCAUUCUCUCUUCCAUCAUCGCUAUGCACACCAGGACGCAUCCCAGCCAUAGACGCGCCACGGGCAGUGUAGAUUCCCCAUGAUGCUGAGCGGCGGCAGUGCCUCGCCGUGGGGGAAUGCCGCGCCCUACCUGGGUUGAGGGGUGGGCGUUCAGGCCCACGUCUGCCCUGCGAGGGCUCCGAUGCCGCCGCGCCCUCAUGUGGCAGCGUAUGCAGAGGCUGACCCGGGCGUGCCGCCGCGGCGUGGGCUGUACCCUCGGCUACAAUGACCAUGACCGGGACGAGCAGGAGAUGGUGUGCCUUGAGCCCAUGGGAUCAGAGCCGAUGGAGAUGCGAAAGAGGCAGAUGUCGGUGCAGCGGGAGUCGGCAGCGGGGGGGACUGCACCGGCCCACCAGGGCCAGCCGGGCCAGGCCAACCCGCGGGGGUCCAACGCCUGCUGCUUCUGCUGGUGCUGCUGCUGUAGCUGCUCUUGGAACGAGGACCGAGACGAGAGGAAUCGGAAGGCAUCGUACGACGUCAAGGAAGGGACCGCGGACUGUGAAGACUGCCCCAAGCCCACGCUGGAGGAGGUGCGCUCGUGGGCCCAGUCCUUUGACAGGCUCAUGAGCUGCCCGGCCGGACGCAACUCCUUCCGCCAGUUCCUGCGCACCGAGUUCAGCGAGGAGAACAUGCUCUUCUGGCUCGCCUGCCAGGAGUUCGCCAAGGACAGCAACAAGGGCUCCGUGGAGGAGAAGGCCCGCGUCAUCUACGAGGACUACAUCUCCAUCCUCUCCCCGAAAGAGGUGAGUCUGGACUCCCGGGUGCGCGAGUCCAUCAACCGGAACAUGCAGGAGCCCACGUUGCACACAUUCGAUGAUGCCCAGCUGCAGAUCUACACGCUCAUGCAAAGAGACUCGUACCCGCGCUACAUGAACUCCCCGGCCUACAAAAACCUGCUCAACGCUCUGUCCGAGCAGUCACCCGAAUCUUAAAGAAAAGCAAGACCUGUGAUCCCUUUUUUAUUUUCUUUCUUCCCCUCUCUUGUGUCCAGUGCAGGAUUUACACCGACCAAGCGGGCCGCCGCAACACUCGGGGAAUUCUCAGCAGCAGACACUCAGGUCUCAGCAUAUUGCGAGGGCUCCACAUCACAAGUACUGCUAACACUCCAACAUAGCAACACAACACUCCAAAGGAACUUCUCUUACUUUUACUCCUCUCUCUUUUCAUAGAAAUAAUCUAUUUUAGUUGACAUUUUUUUUUUUAAUUGUUUUUUUUCUCAAUGGACAGGGAGGAGUAAAUGAUUGCUACUUAAGACUACAUAUAUUUAUGAGGUUGUAAAUAGUACAAAUGGAAUUGUGGGUAUUUUACGUGGAGAUAUUUAACUGCGUGAUGAGAAUCAGAGUUCAAAGGCAAAGGCUGCAAGCAAGCUCAGGUUUGCAGGCAGCUUUGUGAGGGGUGCAGCAGCCUUUGACCUUGGUUUCACCUUGUUUUUCUAUUUCUAUUAUUAUUAUUAUUAUUAUUUUUACAACCUAACCUCACUCUUGGGUAUGUGUGACUUGGCAACUCCUUUUGUAUAAUGUUAGCAAUUUUAAUGUUUUUUCCCCCCUUCAUUAUUUUACCCGCCCAAGCUCAAUUAAAUGUGGGUUACUGGAAAAAAAACAAAAAACAAAAAAAACAUAUUUAAUCCAAUAAAAAUUCAAUUAAGUUGAGAAAGUAAUGUAAAAUAUUUAAAAUUAUUUAAUUUAUUCAUUAUUAUAAAAUUUUAUGUUCCUUAUUUAGGACUAUAUCAAAAAUUCUUUUAUGUCAUUUUGCUAAAUAACUGUACAGGAAAUAUACAUUUCUUUUGCUUCUCACAUAAAAGUUUAAAAUAUGAAUGUAGAGAUGAUUUGACAUUUAAGGAAGUUUUUUUUCUUUUUUUUUAAUUGCUUGCCAAUGGAGUGGAAAAACAAGCUAGCUUAGCUCUGUCCUAACAUAAAAUACAGUCAGAUGCGAGCAUCGUAAUUACUGUGAACAAAAAGCAUGUAACUCCAAAAACAGUUUUCCCCAAACAAAUGCAAAAAAACCCCCAAAAAACAAACGAAAAAAAACCAACAAAAAAAAACUGCAGCGACUUUGUAGUACAGCAAAAAUAAAACGUUAAAAAUAAUUCAUAAAUGUUAAAAAUACAUUUUGGACUAAAACCUACAUGUUUAUACAAGAGGAAGAAAAAUAGUUUUUGCUGUUUUUCCAGAUUAUUUCUAAAUGCAAAAUGUGGAGCUACAUGUUUUUUUGUAGGACAGUGACAAUAUAACUUCCUUAAAUGUCAAUUCUGCAAAAUAAAUUUAGACUCAUACGUCCCCACCUUUAAAAUAACUGUUUUUUUGUUGUUGUUUUUUUUAGCAUACAAAUAAGUUCCCAGAAACAGGAGGCUUUAUAUUUUUUUUCCAGGGAGAAAGUGGAGAUGCAUGCUUUUUUGUUUCUUCCUUAAAUGUGAAACUAUUGAUUUCAUUAAUUUUGCUUACAGACAAUUCACACCUCCAGUUCCAACUUUUGUGAGUUCUAUUAUUCAUCCAAAGCAAAAGGUAAACUUGCUUUUUAGGAUUAAAAAAAUAAAAUAAAAAAAUCACAAUAUACGGUCAUUUAUCAUUUUUCUUGUGCCCCAAAUUAUUGCUUGCUGACAAAUUUUUGCUCACGAUGUUCGACUGCACUGAAAGACUGGUUACCCAAUGUUAAUUUGAAAAUGCUAGUUUGUAAGUUAGCGGACAGAUUUGAAAUCAAAAUGCUGCCGCGUUCGUACGUGAUGUCGCUACGAUUGGAGUUGCCAAGAAGUCCGAUCCGUUUGUGACGUUCGUUGCCUCACGACCGCGUCGCUCAAAAAAAAAAAAAAAAAAAAAAAGACG